Messenger RNA from Acipenser ruthenus (sterlet), 2962 nucleotides. It is a transcript of the gene mfsd8, whose product is annotated as major facilitator superfamily domain containing 8. Gene Ontology annotation, cellular component: lysosomal membrane. Gene Ontology annotation, molecular function: transmembrane transporter activity. The transcript is spliced from 12 exons. The record is from RefSeq and is a predicted model, not a curated record. The coding region runs from base 490 to 1932 and encodes 480 amino acids. Gene Ontology annotation, biological process: transmembrane transport. NCBI's taxonomy places the organism in Eukaryota, Metazoa, Chordata, Actinopteri, Acipenseriformes, Acipenseridae.
AGCCAAUGAGAGACGGGCAGGGAAAUAUCGCGGGAGGAUGAUGAAAAAAUAGAACAAAAAACAAAAAAUAUGGCUGAAGUUUGGUUUGUAUAAAUGAUUUAUCAGCACCAUCUAUCUUUGGACUUCCUCCAUGUUUCGGAGUUGAAGUACUGCCUUUUUUAUGUUUGUUUUCAACUUUUGAAGUUAGCAGCCGUGAUGGGGCAAGUCAACUCUGUAGCUUAGAAAUACAGGUUGCAGUGCAAACAUUGAUGAUUUGUCAGAUUUAAUAAAGCCAGUCUAACGUCUGUCGCAGAUCUCUAAAACAGUUGGCGUUUCCUUUGAUUUAAUGUGAUUGAAUAACACUGUGAUUAAAAUGUCUCAACACUUGGAGCCUGAUGAAAACACUGCACUACUGAGAAAUGAAAAGUGAGUAAAACUCAUUGCUUACUUGGUAAAGCAUUUAAGGAAACCCAAGAACAGUACAAGAGCCGAUGGAGGUCUAUCCGAGUCAUGUAUCUCACAAUGUUUCUCAGCAGUGUGGGUUUUUCUAUUGUCAUAACAUCAAUAUGGCCGUAUCUUAAAAAGAUUGAUUUGACUGCUGACGCCAGUUUCUUGGGCUGGGUUGUUGCAGCAUACAGUGUUGGACAGAUGGUGGCUUCACCAAUCUUUGGCUUAUGGUCUAAUUACAGACCAAGAAGGGAGCCUCUUAUAGUCUCCAUAUUCAUCAAUGUGGCAGCUAACAUCCUCUACGCAUACGUGCAUAUCCCACACUCCCACAACAAAUACUACAUGCUAGCUGCUCGCACCUGUGUGGGCUUGGGUGCAGGAAACGUAGCUGUUGUGAGAUCCUACGUUGCUGGUGCAACAACACUUAAUGAGCGAAACAGUGCUAUGGCGAACAUGAGUGCCAGUCAGGCUCUAGGAUUUAUACUGGGUCCAGUUUUACAGGCAUGCAUGUCUUUUAUUGGUGAGAGAGGUGUCACCUGGGAGCUCAUUGACCUGCAGCUCAACAUGUACACAGCUCCAGCUCUGCUGGGAGCGCUGUUCGGUGUUGUCAAUAUUGUGCUUGUCAUUGCUGUCUUAAGGGAACAUUGUGUGGAUGAUCUUGAAAGAAGUUUCAACAACAUCAACAGUAUUUCAGAAGAACGAGUUGAAGUGACUGGAGAUGCAGAGGAGGGUAUCGAUCAGGUGGCCGUAGUGACAUCAAACCUCCUGUUCUUUGUCAUCCUUUUCAUAUUUGCAGUCUUUGAAACGAUCUCCACUCCCCUGUCAAUGGACAUGUAUUCUUGGACAAGGGCUCAGGCAGUUUAUUACAAUGGCAUUAUUUUGGCAGCAAUUGGGUUCGAAUCCGUCCUGGUAUUUAUGGCAGUAAAAAGCAUAUCUAAAAUAACUGGAGAUCGACUGGUGCUUCUUGGAGGACUGGUGAUUAUUUUUUGCGGAUUCUUAAUUUUGCUUCCAUGGGGCAACCAGUUUCCAAAGAUCCAGUGGACAGGUAUUCAGAACACUACCACAAAUGGGACAUUCUCUGCCACCACAAAUGUAACCUCUUCCCCUCCACGAAACGACCUGUCUGAACCAACGGGCUGCCCUGCCCAACAGACCUGGUGCCAAUACAUCCCAGUUAUCCACCUUGCCCAGUACAUCACGUCUGACAUCUUGAUAGGGAUGGGAUACCCAGCUUGUAAUGUCAUGUCCUACACGCUGUACUCCAAGAUUCUGGGACCAAAACCUCAGGGUGUCUACAUGGGCUGGCUAACAGCCUCGGGAAGCGGGGCUCGGACUCUGGGACCGGUGUUCGUCAGCCAGGUGUAUACCAGCCUGGGGCCUCGGUGGGCAUUCGGUGCCGUCUGUGGACUGGUAGUAGCAGCUGUAGUUCUCCUGGGAGUGAUGUAUAAGAGACUUAUUGCCUUUUCUUUGAGGUAUGGGAGAUUACAGGAGCAAGUGGCUGCUUAACGUUUUUCAAGCUUAUGAACUUACUGAACCAAACGAUUUUCAUUCAUUCUACACACAAAGACACAAGGAGUGUCUUUUUUUUUUUUUAAUCUCAUCUCUGCAAACCAGCGAAGGAGCAGAGCUACUAGAAGAACUACAGUAUUUGCUCGAGUAUAAGUCGAGAAAUUUAACCCCAAAACACAGUCCUCAAGUUGCGGGGGUCGACUUAUACACAUUGUCUAUAUGUAAAAAAAAAUGAAUGAAUCCACUGAAAUACAUACUUCCAUGUGGGCUAGGAAGGAAGUGGAGGUGGGGCUUGUACCAGAACAAUAUUUAAUACAUAUAUUUACUAAAAUUAACACCUGAGGUGCACUCUAACAACAGUUUCGAUUUCAGGGGUUACUUUUUUGUUUUCUGUUACACUAAACUUAUCAUUUUUGUUUCAAUAACAAAUUUAAAUAAAUAAAUAAAUUUAUACCUGGAUCUCGCCCUUACAAUGGUGGGCUCGACUUACUCGAGCGAAUACGGUAUUUCAAUCUGAAGCCGGUGUUAACUGGAGAGCAAACUGGCAGCCUAAUGGCUGUGUGGGCUGUGCUUCACCUGCUGCUCUGAAAGUUGAGCAGUUAGCAGAGGGAUCACAUUUUGUUACAAUGUCAAAGGCUCUGGUAAAUGUAAUGGAUGUCCAGCAUAUGACAAAGUAUAUGAAGUUAAUGUGACAUGCGUUUUAUCAUUUUAAUUAAAGAUAUAUGAGAGAGAGAGAGAGAGAGAGAGAGAGAGAGAGAGAGAGAGAGAGAGAGAGAGAGAGAGAGAGAGAGAGAGAGAGAGAGAGAGAGAGAGAGAGAGAGAGAGAGAGAGAGAGAGAGAGAGAGAGAGAGAGAGAGAGAGAGAGAGAGAGAGAGAGAGAGAGAGAGUGAUUGAUUGAUUGAUUGAUUGAUUGAUUGAUUGAUUGAUUGAUUGAUUGAUUGAUUUCCUCUUCAGGCCCUGUGGUCACUAAUGUAGUCCUGACACUGAGGUGUUUUAUUCUGCAUACAAAUAAAGAAAUGAUUUGGUA